GUCUGACGUCAUGUCGUAGAGCCUAGCAACAGCGCAGACUCCCGGCCGAGUCCGUUAUGGCCGCUGUCGCCCUGGGGAGGAUGAGUGGGGUCGUGCAAGCGAAGCUGCCGCCCCGGCUGGGCGUCCAGGCCCCCGGGGGUUUGGCGCGGCCGCUGGUCCUGGCGUUCCUGCUCGUGUCCGCCACCGUGUCCAGUGCUCAAUCGCCGUCUGACUCACAGAGCCAAACUGUAUCCCAGCCAGAUGUUUCUUCUUCAAAUACAAGUGCUGCUUUAAAACCUGAAAACCAAACCAAACCUGCCAUUUCCCAAGCCAGCACCACUCUCCCUCCCACAACUAGUACAGAGAAGAGUGGAGGGGCCUCUGUGGCCCCUCAUCCCUCCCCUACAAGCGCCCAGUCUCAAGAGGAAGCCGACAACAAUGGCGAUGCCAGCGUGGAGGAGGAGGACCUUCUCACGCUGAACAGUUCUCCGUCCACUGCCAAAGACACUCUGGACAAUGGUGAUUACGGAGAGUCAGAGUACGACUGGACCAUCAAUCCCAGGGACGAGGAGUCCAGCGAGGCCUUGGAAGAAAAAAGGGGCUACAUGGAAAUUGAACAGGCAGUGAGAUCUUUUAAGACCCCAUCCUCAAGUGUAGAAGAGGAAGACAGCCAUUUCUUUUUUCAUCUUCUUAUUUUUGCUUUUUGCAUUGCUGUUGUUUACAUUACGUAUCACAACAAAAGGAAGAUUUUCCUUCUGGUUCAAAGCAGGAAAUGGCGUGACGGUCUUUGUUCCAAAACAGUGGAAUAUCAUCGCCUAGACCAGAAUGUUAAUGAGGCAAUGCCUUCACUGAAGAUUACCAAUGAUUAUAUUUUUUAAAGCACUGUGAUUU
Rhinolophus ferrumequinum (greater horseshoe bat) is the source of this 870-nucleotide messenger RNA. RefSeq names its product chromosome 24 C5orf15 homolog (gene C24H5orf15). The coding region runs from base 57 to 857 and encodes 266 amino acids. The transcript is spliced from 3 exons. The record is from RefSeq and is a predicted model, not a curated record. Lineage: Eukaryota; Metazoa; Chordata; Mammalia; Chiroptera; Rhinolophidae.